CUAGCUAACGCUACCUAUAUUCUCUCCUUAGACAAGGUCAAAUCGACUAAUAUUACUACUCGUAACGUUAACGGAUAUCGUUCUACCGAUAUCGGUAAUAAUAUCUAUAGCUAUAUCAAAAAGCUUUUCCUACUUAAAAAGAAAAAUCGCUUCGACGGUAUUAAUAUUGAUUAUAAAUAUCCUAGAAAUAACAACGAAGCGGACCAAUUUGUUAAUACCUUACGCCGUCUUCGUAAGAUUCAUAUAGCUCCGCUAACGCAGGCGGCUAUCAUUUCUUACUCACCACUAUAUCUCCUAUUGGUCUAUAUCAUUCGUUCAAACUCCUUAAAGAAAGCUAACCAAAAUUCUAGGCCCUACCAACUACCUAAAAGAGCAUCUUGCCUAGAUAGAUCAGUAUCUCGACUUCUAGAACCUAAUAGCCUACGAUUACGCCGGAAGCUAGGACACCCCAGUACUCCCUUCAAUACGGACCAAGCAAUUGAUUACUAUACCUCGCACGGAGUGGCCUCUUACAAUAUUGUUUUAGGUAUACCACUAUACGGCCGGGCCUUUACUAACACUAGUAGGCCUAGCCAACUUUAUAGUAGUACUAGGAAGCUACUAGCUACUACUAUAACCCGGGGUCGCGUUUAUUCAUCAGCUAUGAUACCCCUGAAGUUGCGCGUAAAAAAGGGGAGUAUAUCAAAUCUAAGGGCCUUAGUAGUGGAGCUUAGUAGUGACAGGCAAGGCGAUGACAGUUUGAUUACCACGGUUGUGAAUACCCUUAGAGGCAUCGGUGCUCUGGACAAUAGCGAUAAUCAGUUGAGCUAUCCUAUUUCCAAAUACGACAAUUUGAAGGCCUGCUUUUGGCCUUUAACAGCUUCUACGCUCAAUAAUAAACUAAAUACUGGCAGC
This is a messenger RNA of Penicillium verrucosum, 894 nucleotides long. RefSeq lists its product as uncharacterized. Gene Ontology annotation, biological process: carbohydrate metabolic process. The annotation marks the transcript as partial. The record is from RefSeq and is a predicted model, not a curated record. Lineage: Eukaryota; Fungi; Ascomycota; Eurotiomycetes; Eurotiales; Aspergillaceae. The transcript has 9 exons.